Messenger RNA from Patiria miniata (bat star), 1083 nucleotides. RefSeq lists its product as uncharacterized. The record is from RefSeq and is a predicted model, not a curated record. The transcript has 7 exons. The coding region runs from base 79 to 1083 and encodes 334 amino acids. Lineage: Eukaryota; Metazoa; Echinodermata; Asteroidea; Valvatida; Asterinidae.
AGUGACCACACAAAGAAUGUAGUUAAAUCCAGCGAGUUACAUUUUCGUGGACUAUUACAUCAACAUCAGCGGGUGAAGAUGAGGUGGGGAAGAACUUGGUGGAGGGGCAAGGUGCUUGCCUAUGAAUCAGCAAGUCAAGAGGCAUCUGAUGAGUCUGAGACCUUCCGUGAUGUGGAUGUUACAUCUGAGCAAGAUUCCUCUGACAGUCAGGUUAUCGGAGAGCUUAGUGACAGUGACUUGGACGAGAUGGAUGACAUUCCACUUACACAGCUGCAGACACACCUGGCAUCAACUCAAAAGCCACUCCAUGAAACUGAUGGCAAUGGGAAAGUAAAUGUUACUGACUCAGAGGAGAUGGAUGACAUGUCAUUGAUGCAGUUGCAGACACACUUGGCACGUACCAAUAAAAGCAUGACAUCAUCGGAAGCUGCAGUCUGUCCACCGUCUCAGACUGCCCAAGACCUCAACGCGAACAAGACAACAACACCCACUGAACUGGCUGCCACUGCCAUCCCAAAUGCAACAACACCUACAAAGGAGGCUGGUGAACACCAGGAAAGCCAGAUGAUGAACAUAUCUGAACAGUGUUCAGAGUUUCAUUGCCUUCAGGACAUUUUUGCCGCAUGUGCUCAAUGUCAGUGCUUAUUGUGCUUUGAACAUUUUAUUAGAAGUGAUGCAUGUUCAAAUCACAAUAAGUAUUUCUCUGUAUACGUAGAUAACAUGUCAUCCUCUGUAAUUGACAACUCUCCCUGUUUUGUUGAGGUUGGCGCUACUGAUAACACACUGAUUCAGGAUGAAGUGCUGACCACAGUUGAUGUGGGAAUGAACAUUGACUGUGUAAGUGAUCCAUCUCAAAAACAACCCGAAGAUUAUGUGGUAGAUGGGGAAGAGAGAGUUGAAACAGGGUUCUCUGCUAAUGUUCAGCCAUCUGGCACUAAAGCAAGGAACAAAAAUUUCACAUUUAAGCGAAACCAGGGAGAGUCAUAUUAUACUGAGAAAACCAAUUGUGUCCUGGACGGACACCCUCCUAUUUCUGGGGCUGUCCAGUGCCUCAGCUAUACCAACUACAGGAGCAUUGUAUAG